UUUGGAACACCACUUAGAUCCCAAGGACUUGGAAACAAAUUAGACAGAACACCUGCAAGAUCAUCUACUGUGGAUUGCACUCCGAAAGAUUCCAUCAGUGCACCUCCUGUUGAAGGACUUUACGAUGCGAGAAGUUCAGAUUUCACCAAUUCUCCUUUCAACAGAGAACAGGUAACUAUGGCCACUACAUCCAAAGGGAACUGGUUGCAUCUUCAGUAUCAAUCAAAACUUCAAGCCAAAAAGGCUCUCAGUAAAAAUGGAAAGAUUUAUGGCAGUAACAUUAUGGUUGGUGUCAUGCCUUGUAUUGAGAAGAGUGUGAUGGAAACCUUUGGGAAAGAGAAUAUGAGCACACCAUUAUCAUCAAACAGGAAUGAAACCAUGAUGACAUCUCCAACAGCGAGUAAACCUGCUCCAGUGCGACCAUUGACUGCCGCUUACCAAGCAGCUCGAAGUGACCAUCAGGUUGUCUCCAAUGGAGCCAGGACUCCACAGAAAGAUGCAAACAUUGUCUCUAAAGCAAUGGAGUAUAUAUUUGGGUGGUGAAUGAAAGGAUCUAAAAUUCAGCAUAGAUAUUAUCUAUUUCAAAAUUAUUUCAGAAUUUGCCAUGCAUGUGAAACUAGGUAACAGAUGUGAUACUAUUGUUAUAGGAAGCCAAACUAAUUUUAGAGCUUAAAAAGGAGUUUGAAAUAUAAAGAUCCAAAGAAUACAGAACAAAUUAAUGCCUUGAUGAGGUCUGAGGACAUUUUUUUGAACAACAGUAAAAAGAGUACUAACAGAAAGGGUAAGUUUUGAUCUGGACUGGCGUGUGGUGUAGAUAAAUAGUAAAUAACUAGAUGAACACAAGUCCAGAAAGUGGAUCCUGGAACAAACCUUUCUUGUAUAAGCAUCAAUGUUUAUUCUGCAAUGUUUUUAAGAAUACUGACAUUAAUAAAGUCAAUUAGUCACAUAUUCAGAUAUAUGAUAAUAAACUUUUUUUUUGCCAUGA
Messenger RNA from Pocillopora verrucosa, 985 nucleotides. Lineage: Eukaryota; Metazoa; Cnidaria; Anthozoa; Scleractinia; Pocilloporidae. The record is from RefSeq and is a predicted model, not a curated record.